This is a messenger RNA of Saccostrea echinata, 486 nucleotides long. RefSeq lists its product as uncharacterized. The record is from RefSeq and is a predicted model, not a curated record. The coding region runs from base 1 to 486 and encodes 161 amino acids. NCBI's taxonomy places the organism in Eukaryota, Metazoa, Mollusca, Bivalvia, Ostreida, Ostreidae. The transcript has a single exon.
AUGGAAUUAAUAGAUCAUUACAAAUUAGAGUCACACAUUAGACGUCUGGUGAGACACAUCACAGUGACAGGUGAUGUCAUCCAUGAAUAUGAGUACCAGGAGGACGGUCAGACCAGGUUGGUUACAUUACCACUCAGAGUCACACAGAGCAGUAACAGUGAUAUUUGUGUUGUGAACCAUGCAAAUAACACUACAGGUGAACUAUUAAUUAUGUCUUCCUCUGGUCGUAUGAAGUCUGUCUUCCGUGGACAGAACAUGACAGAGAACUUUACUCAUGCUGAUGUAGUGUGUGACUCCCUCUGUAACAUCCUUCUUAAUGACUCUUACAAUGAACAAAUUCAUCUGCUGAGUGCUGAUGGGAAGUUUUUGAAGUUUUUACUGACAGACAACGAAGUGAACAGUCCAGUCUCUCUGUCCCUAUAUAAGUCUACACUUCGGGUGGGAUACAGUGAAGGACUUGUUAAAGUAUUUCAAUACACAGUGUAA